ACGGACCCAGAACACAACAGGUAUAACUAGCUAAGCUGCUAGUUAACAACGUUAGUGAGAGCUUUAACUCACUUCUUUAUUUUUUUUAAAUGAAGUUAAUAACUGCUACAGAAAGCUCAAAAAGGUGUAACAACAAAUCUUCGCCUUUUUAAAAUGAGUGACAAAAAGCAACAAAGCCGUCCCAAACGUGUUUUCAUCAACGACGUCGACAAAUAUUCCUCCAAACACAUCGCUAAGUUCUUGUCGACAUGUGUGGCCUCUGAGGAAGCUGAAGCGGAAGACAGCUCCACUUCAGGUGAAGCAGCUUUCCAAAUAGUGGGGACUGUGUCUCCUUCCAUUAAAGAUGAAAAAGAAAAGUUUCUGCUUGAACAGUUCACGUCACCAACUCGAGAUGAGCUUCUUGAGCGCCUGCUGGAGUGUGAUGUUGUGGUGUACAACAUCUCAGAAAAUGGUGCAAAACAGCAGGUUGAAGAAGCAACAUGGGCGAUCACAGCCCUUCAUGCAGAGAUGGAGAACUUCAAGUCUCGGAAAAUGUUCAUCUUAGUCUCAAGCGUGAUGACCUGGGCCAUGACCAAGCCACAGAAUCCGGAAGAAACAGCUGUUCUGCUAACAGAGGAAGAGUUCAGAAGAAGAAGGCCACAUCCCAGUUUCAGAAACCACAAUAAUCUGGAGAAACUUGUGCUCAAACUGGGAAGAGGAAAAAAGUCCAAGCUCACUGGAUAUGUUGUUGCUUCUGGUCUUCAGUACGGGAAGGGAGAGAACCUCUUUCAUUACUUUUUCAAGGUGUCUUGGUUGAUGCAGUUUCCAAAAGUUCCUCUCUUUGGACAGGGUACAAAUCACAUCCCCAUGAUUCAUGUUUACGACCUUGGAGGAGUGAUUCAAAACACCAUUGAACUCAAGCCUAAGUCGAAGUACAUUCUUGCUGUUGAUGACUCCAAGAACACUUUAGAGGAUAUUGUAAAGAUGAUAAGUGAUACUCUUGGGCCUGGAAAGAUUGACAUGAAACAAGAGCAGGAUGCCAUCACCAUGAAGGCUUUUGAGCCAGAGGAGCUGGAGUACCUAAAUAUUAACCUCCGCAUGGAUGCCUUUAUUAUAAAAGACUCCUUCAGUCUCCAAUGGACGUCUGAAGCUGGAAUGGUUGAAAACAUGGCGAACAUUGUGGAGGAAUACAAAGAAACAAGGCAGCUACUUCCAAUCAGAAUCUUCCUGGUUGGCCCUCCAGCUGUGGGUAAAACCACAGUUGCAGAAAAGCUCUGCAGUUAUUACCAGAUACACCACAUAAAGAUCAGAGAGGUCAUUGAGGAAAAAAUCGCACAACUGAAGGAGAUAGUGAACGGAGCUGACCCUGAAAAUGGCAGUGAAGAUGUAGUGGCAGAUGCACAAAAACAACUUGAAAAGAUUAACAAAAGCAUGGAGGCGAAUGCAGAUCGACUGGCUGAUCAUCUAGUUUUCAACAUGUUGCAAGAAAAGCUGAAUUCAAAGCCGUGCAGGAACCAGGGAUUUGUUCUCGACGGCUACCCUAAAACGUAUGAGCAGGCAAAGCUGAUUUUCUUUGAUGAAGACACGGAGAACCAGGAUUUGAACAACAAUAUCACUCCAGAGCAUGUGUUUGUCCUCAAUGCCUCAGAUGAUUUCCUGACAGAGAGAGUUGGGGGACUUCCACAGAGUUUGGCAGAGAAAAUGCAUUACACUCAGGAGGAGUUUGUCCCUCGCCUGAUGAGAUACAGACAACUGAGCACCGCUGAGGAAACGCUGCUGGACUACUUUGAAGACCUUGAGAUUUACCCAGAACACAUUGAGGUCAACACAGGUGACCAAGAGUACACAGGUGUUAUGAAGAUGAUCACAGAGAUGGUCGGCGUACCCAAAAACUACGGUCUGAUUCCAGAGGAGCAGGAGGAAGAAGACAGGAAGAGAGAAGAAGAGAAGAGGCAGAGAGCGGCUGCUGAGGCCGCCGAGAGGAAACGCAGGAAUGAAGCUGCACUGGCUGAGAUGGCUGCUCAGUACGAGGAAUGGCAGAAGAAUCUGUCUGAGGUGAAGCGGCAGGAGUACGAGCUGCUGGAAGCUCACUCUCUCCCUCUGAGGAACUAUCUGAUGAAGUAUGUGAUGCCAUCGCUCACUGAGGCCAUGUUAGACUGCUCCAAGAUCAAACCAGACGACCCCAUCGACUUUCUGGCUGAACAUUUGCUACGGAACAACCUACAAGAAUAACAAGGACAUUAUCCAAUACAGCAUUUGAGGUUGUGUUUAUUCUAAAGUAAUAUAAUCAGAAAAUGACCAUGUUCAGUGUUAUAGGUUUAUAAUAAUUUGAUUUGAAGGUUGUUAAAAGUUUGUUUUUGAUCCUGCAAUUAAAGCUAUUGAACUGUCUGAACUUUCACGGCUGUUUAGACUUGAAAGUCACAGCAGAUUUCAUUCAUAAAACCACCAAUAAAGUCCAUAAUAAAGGGUCAUGAGUUUCUCAUUUUCUAAUAAGUCUUCAACAAAAAGUAUUUUUCGAUCACUUAAAUGUUUGUUAGUCAGUGAUGAAU
This is a messenger RNA of Centropristis striata (black sea bass), 2528 nucleotides long. RefSeq names its product adenylate kinase 7-like. Gene Ontology annotation, molecular function: AMP kinase activity; ATP binding. The coding region runs from base 154 to 2211 and encodes 685 amino acids. Lineage: Eukaryota; Metazoa; Chordata; Actinopteri; Perciformes; Serranidae. The record is from RefSeq and is a predicted model, not a curated record. The transcript has 18 exons. Gene Ontology annotation, cellular component: cytoplasm. Gene Ontology annotation, biological process: nucleobase-containing compound metabolic process.